AUGUACAAGGUGGAAGUGACUGUCGAUGAUAUUGGCCAGACAGAACAUCUGCACUACGGUAAAGUUCACUGCGGAGAUGCCGAGCAUGUGGGCCUGGGCUCUCUCACUGGCAGGGCCCAGACAAUGGGGAGCUGCUUGAUCUUCUCCAUCACGAACAAUUCAAUUAAAACGUCGAAAUACAAUUUCUUCACUUUCCUGCCUCUCAACCUGUUUGAGCAGUUUCAGCGAAUAGCCAAUGCCUAUUUUUUGUUCCUGCUGAUUCUGCAGCUCAUUCCGCAGGUUUCCUCCUUGUCUUGGUUUACAACAGUGGUGCCGCUGGUGCUCGUACUGACCGUGUCGGGCGCCAAGGAUGCCAUCGAUGAUUUUAAUCGACACAAAAGUGACAAUCAUGUCAAUAACCGUCCCGUCCAGGUGCUGAUUAAUGGCAGAUUGAAGGACGAUAAAUGGAUGAAUAUCCAAGUGGGAGACAUCAUAAAACUAGAGAACAACAACUUUGUGACGGCAGAUUUACUGCUACUCUCAAGCAGUGAGCCGCACAGCCUGACGUACAUCGAGACGGCUGAACUGGAUGGGGAAACCAACCUCAAAGUGAAGCAGGCACUGACGGUCACUGCGGAGCUGGGAGAGAACCUUCAGAAACUGACUGAUUUCAACGGUGAAGUCAAAUGUGAGGCGCCGAACAACAAACUGGAUAAGUUCACAGGGACUCUUACUCUCCACGGGGAGAAAUUUGCCCUGGACAAUGAGAAGAUGCUGCUGAGGGGCUGCACCAUUAGGAACACAGAAUGGUGCUUUGGGCUUGUUAUUUAUGCUGGGCCAGACACCAAAUUAAUGCAGAACUGUGGGAAAACAACCUUUAAACGGACCAGCAUUGAUCGGCUAAUGAAUGUCCUCGUGUUAGUGCCAAAGUUCAUGUUCUACGACCACAGCCUGGUGGAAGCCGUGAAGCUGGACGAUGCCGCGACACACAGGUUUUUCCGGUUACUCUCGCUGUGUCACACCGUGAUGCCAGAAGAGAAGAAGGCAGGUAACCUGGUGUAUCAGGCCCAGUCUCCGGACGAAGGAGCCCUGGUCACUGCCGCCCGAAACUUUGGCUUUGUGUUUCGUGCGCGGACCCCCGAGACCAUCACUGUGGUGGAAAUGGGAGAAACAAAGGUCUACGAACUCCUGGCUAUUCUGGACUUCAACAACGUGCGCAAAAGGAUGUCUGUCAUCGUGCGAAGUCCGGAAGGUGACCUGACCUUGUAUUGCAAGGGCGCUGACACCAUUGUCUAUGAACUGCUGGAUGCGUCCUGUGAAUCCCUCAAGGAAGAGACCAUGGAACACUUGAAUGAGUUUGCAGGUGAAGGCUUGAGGACACUGGUUGUGGCCUACAAAAACCUGCAGGAAGACUACUUUGAGGAGUGGCACAAACGUCACCAUGAAGCAAGCACUGCCCUGGAUGAACGGGAAGAGAAGUUAUCUGAGUUAUACGAAGAGAUUGAAAAAGACUUAAUGCUGCUAGGUGCCACGGCUAUCGAGGACAAGUUACAAGAUGGAGUCCCCCAGACGAUUGAAACCCUGGCCAAAGCCCACAUUAAAAUCUGGGUUCUUACUGGAGACAAGCAAGAGACUGCCGUGAACAUUGGCUACUCCUGUAACAUGCUGCAUGAUGACAUGAAGGACGUUUUCAUUAUUGAAGGCCACACCUCUGAGGCCGUGUUAGAUGAACUCAGGACUGCAAGGAAGAAAAUGAAUCCGGAUUCCUUCCUGGACAGUGAUGAAAUUAACAUCAAGUUUGAAAACCCUUCCAUGAAGUCAAGGAUCUUACCUGAAGAGCAAGCGAACGGGGUGUAUGGCCUGGUUAUUAACGGCCAUAGCUUGGCUUACGCACUAGAAGGGAACUUGGAGCUUGAGCUGGUGAGAACAGCCUGCAUGUGCAAAGUGGUGAUCUGCUGCCGGGUGACCCCCCUGCAGAAAGCCCAGGUGGUGGAGCUAGUGAAGAAGUACAAGAAGGCCGUGACCCUGGCGAUCGGUGAUGGGGCAAAUGAUGUCAGCAUGAUCAAAACUGCCCACAUUGGGGUCGGUAUCAGCGGCCAGGAGGGGAUGCAGGCUGUGCUGUCCAGCGACUUUUCCUUCGCACAGUUCCGUUACCUGCAGCGCCUGCUCUUAGUCCACGGGCGAUGGUCCUACAUCCGCAUGUGCAAGUUCCUCAGAUACUUCUUCUAUAAGAACUUUGCCUUCACGUUAGUUCAUUUCUGGUAUGGAUUCUUCUCCGGCUUCUCUGCACAGACUGUGUAUGAUCAGUGGUUCAUCACCCUCUACAAUUUGGUGUAUACCUCCCUCCCGGUGCUAGGAAUGAGCCUCUUCGACCAGGACGUGGAUGACCGCUGGAGCAUGCAGUUCCCUCACCUCUAUGAACCCGGGCAGCAGAAUCUCUACUUCAACAAGAUCGAGUUUGUCAAGUGCGUGCUGCACGGGAUCUACAGCUCCCUCAUUCUCUUCUUCAUCCCCUAUGGGGCCAUGUACGACGCCGUGAGAAGUGAUGGGAAAGCCAUUGCUGACUACCAGUCCUUCGCACUGAUGGCCCAGACCUGCCUGCUGAUCGUGGUCUCUGUGCAAAUUGGCUUGGACACUGCCUACUGGACAGCUGUGAACCAGUUUUUCAUCUGGGGCAGCCUUUCCGUUUACUUUGCCAUCAUCUUCACCAUGUACAGUGACGGCAUGUACCUGAUCUUCACAGCCUCCUUCCCUUUCAUUGGGACAGCUCGAAACACCCUCAGUCAACCCAAUGUGUGGCUGGCGAUCUUCCUCAGCAUCAUCCUGUGUGUGCUGCCGGUGGUUGGCGGUCGGUUUCUGAAGGCUCAGCUAAUGCCGACCGUCAGUGACAAAGUCCUACGCAAGAUCAGAGCGGCCAAGAAGCGGCCGCCGCCUCCCUUGCCCAAGACACGCUUGCGCCGUACCAGCACCCGUCGCUCCGGCUACGCCUUCUCCCAUCAGCACGGCUUCGGCGCGCUCAUUAUGUCUGGGAGAAACAUGCGGCCUAAACUGCCUUUCACCACAACAGGGACGUUUUCACCCAAUAGUGAGAAAAACAAACACAAGUGAAUGAAAGAACCAGGGCAGCCAGAAAGGAAACUGUGAUCUGCACAGCGUCCCAGCCCGCACCUGCCCAGGACUGCCCUGUCAGCUACUCCAAGGAGGACUCAGGCCUUCUCUUUCCACCCAGGCACUCGCUCUAACUCCAGCUCCUGCUCUGAAGGGCACGCGCUGCUCCCAGGGAGGCAGGGGAAGGGUGGAAAGAACAGGAUGAGUCAAAGUUCUUAACUGUGUGGCAUUGACAAGUGGAGAGCGGCAAGUGCAGAGCAGACCAACCCCCACAUCCCUCCGUGGCCUGAGAGAGAGAACGUGCAGGGGAACGCCCGCUCCAUGCACCAAGAUCAUCCGUGAUGCCACUGCUUCAUCCCCUCAACCCAGUACCGCCGAGCACAGCGAAGUCAGGGCGGAGCGAGGGCAGAGCUGUAUACGCUCAUCCCAUCCACAAGACUUGUUUCUGCUGUGAGCUAUGCCGUGAAACAUUCAGAGCUGUAUUCAUCCCGGGGAUAACUCCACUGACCCCAGGGGGGACGGGCCCAGUGCCUCGAACCCAAAUCUUUGCAAUCUAAGUAAUUGUGCGGCCAUUUGUCCAUAAUGUACAUGAGCAUUUGGAGAGUAUGAGGUGGGAAAUGACCUUCCGAGCUGGUGGGUAACCCUGUCCAGGUCUACAGCCAGUGCCCCAAGCGCAGCCCCCUACCUUUGGGAGGUGCUGGAAGUCAGGGUUCAGCUCUCCAGGCAACACCCAGGGAAAGGGGCCUGCAAUCGAGCUGUGCUGCAGAGCCAGCCUGCUGGGAAAUGUCAUUGUUCUCAGGGUUUGCAGCCAGGCACCAGCAGUUUCUUCUAGAUUGAAAACAGAAAAGCACCAAAACACCCAGUUCCUGAAUUCCACAAAUGCUAGAGCCGCUCCGUUAGAGUAAAGCUGGGAAAUCCCUCCCUGGGUCAUGGCUCGGUCUCACCAGGGAACCUCCAUCAGCAGUUGGCUUUCCAACCAGACCCCGCCAAAUUCUGCUCUCCAGCACAAACGCCCAGCUCCCCUGGACUGAAUGAGAGCCUCUGAUGGCAGAAACGGAACCUCCAUGCGCUGCACAGGGCCGAUGGGAGGGUGCCGUUUUCACCCUUACCUCUGAGUGCCCAGCUCUUUAACACGCCAGCCCCCCUGUUCUGUCUCUCCCUAGGCUCAGGCUUGGUGAUCUCUGCAGUUUCUUGAACCACACGGUUUUGCCUCCUCGUUCGAUUUUGGUUGGAAGGCGAAUCCAUCAGACAGCUGACAGCCCCUAAGUCCCGUGUGUGAGGUCAGAGAGCUGUGAGCCCGCCAGCAAGGGGACCUGACAGACUAGAAACGGCCAGAGUCUUGGAGUUGCUGAGCCGUUGGGCCUGGUUCUCCAGGCCGUCACACCAGUGCUAUACCGGGGGAGUUACCCUGGUGUAAAGCCAGCAUGCGGGAGUGGAGAAUCAGGCCCAUUAGCGUUACUCACCCAUCGGAACGGCGCUCUCUCGCCUGCAGGACAAAGCGCCCCCCUGUUAGUUCCUCAGCCGGUGCUCUAACCACUUGCAGAGGGUGGUAGGGCUAGAUCCGAUGCCUGCUUGGGCGGGGGUUCCUGUACAUUACACACGUUAGCGGUAACGGGGUUCUGUGCGGAAUCCCCGAGGCACUGGCGGAAGGGAUGUGUUACUGUGACAGGCCAGCGACGUUUCCACUUGAAUUAGUCUCCCUAGAGCUCCUUGUUACCUGCUGGGCUCCUGGUUUUAACAGCAAUUGCGUGGAAUUGUUUAUACUCCUCUAACGAAGGGUUUUAUUCUCUGGACAUGACUCUCCUCUGGGCUUAGCACCGGUAGAGACAGAGGGUCGAUUGCAGCUGGGCUCUGGGGAUUUGUUAUAAACCACAGCAUUAGCUUUCGGCCAUGGGGCUGGGUCUGCCCUUCCACAGCAGGGGAAAGGAACAUGCUGCACGGAGACAGCUGUAACACCGAGCAAUGCAGUGCACCGGGGCGAAUCAAACUGAGCGGUGCAGUCAUUGCUCGUCGCUUCUCUCUGGCUUGUGGCUCCCUUGCCAGAGACCAUCACCUCGGCACGCCGAUUCGGAUAACGGCUCACGACGGUACCGAAGGGGAGAGUUUAGAUUGUUAACUGACACCCCAGAAGGCUCAGCCUGCCAGGCUGUGGCUAGCGUGUGAUGCUGUGGGCUGCAGUGCUGAGAAGGAAAGGCAGGCCAACUGCGAAUGAACCAGGGAAGCUCUGGGACCCCAGACACCGCUCUAAGACGGUUUGCACACAACACACCCUACUUGGCCACGGCCGAAGCGGGACUUACAAAUGCUGCAUAAGACACGCAAGGGAUGAUCCACUUGGUGAACUUGCUCCAACUGCAAAUACUUCAGCAGUUUGACAAGACCAAUGUAUGUUUUUAAUGUCUUGAAAUUGGCCCUGGUGUUCCACAAGCAUCUCUCCUUGGUUUGUAAAAUAAUUUUUUAAU
Molecule: messenger RNA, 5549 nt
Organism: Terrapene triunguis (Three-toed box turtle)
Lineage: Eukaryota; Metazoa; Chordata; Testudines; Emydidae
Product: phospholipid-transporting ATPase ID-like
Exons: 25
Coding region: 1-3087 (1028 amino acids)
Biological process (GO): phospholipid translocation; Golgi organization
Cellular component (GO): plasma membrane
Molecular function (GO): magnesium ion binding; ATP binding; ATP hydrolysis activity
Source: RefSeq, a predicted model, not a curated record